Messenger RNA from Dipodomys ordii (Ord's kangaroo rat), 2510 nucleotides. RefSeq names its product guanylate cyclase 1, soluble, alpha 2 (gene Gucy1a2). Gene Ontology annotation, cellular component: guanylate cyclase complex, soluble. Gene Ontology annotation, molecular function: guanylate cyclase activity; heme binding. Bases 1 to 1920 code for a protein of 639 amino acids. Gene Ontology annotation, biological process: response to oxygen levels; cGMP biosynthetic process. NCBI's taxonomy places the organism in Eukaryota, Metazoa, Chordata, Mammalia, Rodentia, Heteromyidae. The record is from RefSeq and is a predicted model, not a curated record. The transcript is spliced from 8 exons.
AUGACUCUUAUAACCAGCCCCAUGCCUCAGACCAUACAGCAGACUCUCAAAAGGACGCUGCAAUAUUAUGAGCAUCAAGUGAUUGGUUAUAGGGAUGCUGAGAAGAACUUCCACAAUAUCGCUAACAGAUGCUCCUAUUCGGACCAUUCCAACAAAGAGGAAGUUGAAGACGUCUCAGGAAUUCUCCAGUGUACCGCGAAUAUACUCGGUUUGAAGUUCGAGGAAAUCCAAGAGAGAUUUGGCGAGGAGUUCUUUAAGAUCUGCUUUGACGAGAACGAGCGCGUCCUUCGCGCGGUGGGCGGCACCUUGCAGGACUUCUUUAAUGGCUUCGAUGCGUUGUUGGAACACAUUAGAACUUCCUUUGGAAAACAAGCCACCAUGGAAUCGCCCUCUUUCCUGUGCAAAGAGCUCCCCGAAGGGACCCUGAUGCUCCACUACUUCCAUCCGCAUCACGUCGUAGGGUUUGCCAUGCUGGGCAUGAUCAAGGCGGCGGGGAAGAAGAUCUACCGUGUGGAUGUGGAAGUGGAGCAGGCUGCCAACGAGAAGCUGUGCUCCGAGGCUUCCAAGCCGGGCAACUGCAGCUGUCUGACUUUCCUCAUCAAGGUGUGUGAAAACACCAACCUCACCAAGAGCCUGCCCCAGGGCACUUCCCGCGAUCCGGGGGACCUCAGAAUUAGCAUCAACACCUUCUGCAGAGCCUUCCCUUUCCACUUGAUGUUUGACCCCAACCUGUCAGUCCUGCAGCUCGGGGAAGGCCUGCGCAAGCAGCUGCGAUGCGACACGCACAAACUGCUCAAGUUUCAGGACUGCUUUGAGAUCGUUUCCCCGAAGAUCGAUGCUACCUUCGAGAGAGUCCUCCUGCGGCUGUCCACUCCGUUCGUGAUCAGGACCAAGCCCGAGGCGUCCAGCACCGACAAUAAAGACAAGGUGAUGGAGAUCAAGGGACAGAUGAUCCACGUCCCAGAAUCAAAUUCCAUUUUGUUUUUGGGCUCACCGUGCGUGGACAAGCUGGAUGAGCUGAUGGGCCGAGGCCUGCACCUUUCAGACAUCCCUAUUCAUGACGCCACCCGAGAUGUCAUCUUGGUUGGCGAGCAAGCGAAAGCUCAAGAUGGCUUGAAGAAGAGGAUGGAUAAAUUGAAGGCCACUUUAGAAAGAACUCACCAGGCCCUGGAAGAAGAGAAGAAGAAGACGGUGGAUCUUCUCUACUCGAUUUUUCCCGGCGACGUAGCCCAGCAGCUGUGGCAGGGACAGCAGGUGCAGGCCCGGAAGUUUGAUGAUGUCACCAUGCUCUUCUCUGACAUCGUUGGUUUCACUGCCAUCUGUGCCCAGUGUACGCCCAUGCAAGUGAUCAGCAUGCUGAACGAACUCUACACCAGAUUUGACCACCAGUGUGGAUUUCUGGAUAUUUACAAGGUGGAGACCAUAGGUGAUGCGUACUGUGUCGCCGCGGGACUCCACAGGAAAAGCCUGUGCCACGCCAAGCCCAUUGCUCUGAUGGCCUUGAAGAUGAUGGAGCUGUCGGAAGAGGUGCUCACUCCCGAUGGAAGACCUAUUCAGAUGAGGAUAGGAAUUCAUUCGGGCUCCGUGCUGGCUGGAGUUGUCGGGGUGAGAAUGCCACGAUACUGCCUGUUUGGAAAUAAUGUGACUCUGGCAAGCAAAUUCGAGUCAGGAAGUCACCCUCGGCGCAUCAAUGUCAGCCCAACCACUUACCAAUUAUUAAAACGAGAAGAAAGUUUCACAUUCAUUCCUCGGUCCCGUGAAGAACUUCCAGAUAACUUUCCCAAGGAAAUCCCUGGGAUCUGCUAUUUCCUGGAGGUAAGGACUGGACCAAAGCCACCGAAACCUUCCCUCUCUUCGUCGAGAAUAAAAAAGGUUUCCUACAACAUCGGCACCAUGUUCCUCCGGGAGACAAGCCUCUGAGACCCGCUCCAAGAUCAAAGACUCCUCCCAAAAGCACAAGCCCACAACCUGGCUCACCACAAGAAGGGUGGAGGGAGAUUAUUUUUUUCUCUUCCAAUGCUUUGUGGAGACAAAGCAGUGGAAUCUCUGUGUCGUGUCAGGCAAUAAUCCUUGGACAGGUGGAGGACCACUGUCAAUAAAUAUAGCUGGAGGGUGGGGUAGGGGAUGAAAUGUGUCCAUUCUAUGAGCAUUUGCGGGGCAUAUAUAUAUAUAUAUAUAUUUUAAUUACAAGUACAAAGGCCCCCCUUUCAAAACUAACCAAUAAAUAGACUCUGUGUUUUCUUGCUUGUCACUCAUGCAGAUACCUUCCCUUGUAUAUUUGUACCACUUUGGAGAGCCAGUUUUGAGUAUGGAUCAUCACGUUAUCUUAGUGAACCUGGUAGAUGAGAAAUCUUUUCUAACUUUGUGUUUCUGAACAGACAACAUUUUCAUACAAUGCACCAUGGCAGUGUGACCAACACAGCGAAAUAUUUGAGGGAUAUUACCUAUUUUUAUACAUACCUCUUCUUCUAGAUAAUUACAUUUCACACAGCAUUAUUCGAUUUUUUUUU